AUGUCAAAGGCGGAUUCGCAACUCGACGACUCUGUACUUAUUCCUGUGCUCCGCGCGGCGCGCGACAUUGCGGUGGACGAGAUGGCUUUAUCCCUAAUGAAGAGGCUCUUUCGUCAAUCAGGGGCCUCCAACGGAUACGAGAAUGGCCUGGGGGCUAACUCCGAUCAGCCUCGUUGGGAGAUGAGCUCCUUCUCCAUCGUCGGGCCUCUGGCUGACUUGGACUGGGCUUUGUUCAAAGAGGAUGUGGGACCCAGCUUCUUCGCUUCUACACUCCGCGUCCGCAGAUUCCGAUCGCACGAGAUUGCCUCUGGAGCGGCGGACGCAAUGGAUGCUCAUGCCACGCCCUGA
Molecule: messenger RNA, 348 nt
Organism: Coniophora puteana RWD-64-598 SS2
Lineage: Eukaryota; Fungi; Basidiomycota; Agaricomycetes; Boletales; Coniophoraceae
Exons: 2
Coding region: 1-348 (115 amino acids)
Source: RefSeq, a predicted model, not a curated record